Molecule: messenger RNA, 1115 nt
Organism: Camelina sativa (false flax)
Lineage: Eukaryota; Viridiplantae; Streptophyta; Magnoliopsida; Brassicales; Brassicaceae
Product: rop guanine nucleotide exchange factor 9
Molecular function (GO): guanyl-nucleotide exchange factor activity
Source: RefSeq, a predicted model, not a curated record
AUGGUGACACGACAAAGAUGUGAUCUUCUUAUGAACAUCCCUGCCCUCCGCAGACUCGACGCUAUGCUCAUUGAUACAUUGGACAAUUUUAGAGGACACAAUGAAUUCUGGUAUGUGUCGAGAGACUCUGAAGAAGGGAAGCAAGCACGGAAUGAUAGGACAAAGGACAAGUGGUGGCUUCCUCCGGUGAAAGUCCCUUCUGAUGGCUUGUCCGAGUCAUCCCGAAGAAUGCUUCAUUUUCAAAAAGAUUCGGUCUCACAAGUCCAAAAAGCCGCCAUGGCAAUUAAUGCCCAAGUUCUUUCAGAAAUGGCUAUCCCUGAUAGCUAUAUCGAGUCUCUUCCAAAGAAUGGAAGGGUAAGCCUUGGGGAUACGUUAUACAAGAGCAUAACAGAAGAGUGGUUUGAUCCAGAGCAGUUCUUGUCAACACUUGACUUGUCGACGGAGCACAAAGUGUUGGAUGUGAAGAACAGGAUCGAGGCCUCAAUUGUUAUAUGGAAAAGGAAACUUCAUCUAAAAGACAACAAAUCUUCUUGGGGAUCAGCUGUGAGCUUGGAGAAACGAGAGUUGUUCGAAGAGAGAGCCGAGACGAUCUUGGUCUUGCUUAAACAAAAGUUCCCUGGUCUUCCCCAAUCUUCACUCGACAUCUCCAAAAUUCAGUAUAACAAGGAUGUGGGACACGCGGUUUUGGAGAGCUACUCAAGGAUAUUAGAGAGCUUGGGGUACACGGAAAUGUCGAGAAUCGAGGAUGUACUUUACGCGGAUUCUUUAGCCCGAAAGCAAUGUACAGAUGAAGAAACAUCAGAUGGUGGGAAAUUAGAAACAGAAAUGGACUCAGAGUUAGGAGAGGAAACAGAGAAGCUUGACGCACAAUACUCAUCAAAGACAACAUUGCUUGAAUUUAUUGGUUGGAGUGACAAUAGCUCAAAAGGGCAGUCAGAGAAACCUCCGAAGUCUCCAAAAUUGACGCCAAAGAAAUUCUCGUAUUUGGAGAAGCUCGAGAACUUGAAUGGUUUUAGGAGCCCAAAAGAUAGGCAUUGAAGACCAAUCAAAAAGACAUGGGAACAAGUAACAUGCAUGAUACAAUUGCGCAGCCGUCAGUGUGUGUUAUUUUUAGG